Molecule: messenger RNA, 2149 nt
Organism: Trichosurus vulpecula (common brushtail)
Lineage: Eukaryota; Metazoa; Chordata; Mammalia; Diprotodontia; Phalangeridae
Gene: OAT
Product: ornithine aminotransferase
Exons: 10
Coding region: 118-1437 (439 amino acids)
Cellular component (GO): cytoplasm
Molecular function (GO): pyridoxal phosphate binding; L-ornithine transaminase activity; identical protein binding
Source: RefSeq, a predicted model, not a curated record
GGCGCUAUAGGUCGGCCGUGACGUCGCCGCGGCCGUUCUGUCGUCGUCGCCGCCCGUGCCGCGUGUCGCCUCCGCCUCUGCCGCUGUCAGGAAGGUCUGAUUCUCCUGAAAUAGAAAAUGUUUUCCAAACUAGCAAACUUGCAAACCCUUGCUGUGUUUCGUCGGGGUGUUCAUUCUUCAGUGACUUCAGCUGCAUCGGUCGCAACCAAAAAAACUGUCCAGGGUCCUCCGUCCUCGGAGCAGAUCUAUGAACGAGAAGCUAAGUAUGGUGCCCACAAUUACCACCCUUUACCUGUAGCCCUGGAAAGAGGAAAAGGUGUUUAUGUAUGGGAUGUGGAAGGCAGAAAAUAUUUUGAUUUCCUGAGUGCCUACAGUGCUGUGAACCAAGGACACUGUCACCCCAAAAUUGUGGAUGCCUUGAAAAAUCAAGCUGAUAAAUUAACCUUAACUUCUAGAGCUUUCUAUAACAAUGUACUUGGUGAAUACGAAGAGUAUGUCACAAAGUUGUUCAACUACAACAAAGUUCUGCCCAUGAAUACAGGGGUGGAAGCUGGAGAAACUGCCUGCAAAUUAGCUCGAAAAUGGGCAUACAAUGUGAAAGGCAUUCAGAAGUACAAAGCAAAGAUUGUUUUCGCAGCUGGAAACUUCUGGGGUCGAACAUUAUCUGCUAUCUCUAGUUCAACCGACCCAUCAAGUUAUGAAGGCUUUGGGCCAUUUAUGCCGGGCUUUGAGAUUAUCCCCUACAAUGACCUACCAGCCCUUGAGCGUGCCCUCCAGGAUCCCAAUGUGGCUGCUUUCAUGGUGGAGCCCAUUCAGGGGGAAGCUGGUGUCGUCGUCCCUGAUCCGGGCUACCUCUCUGGAGUGAGAGAUCUCUGCACCAAGUUCCAGGUUCUCUUCAUUGCUGAUGAAAUACAGACGGGAUUAGCUAGAACUGGGAGGUGGCUGGCUGUUGAUCACGAAAAUGUCAGACCUGACAUGAUCCUCCUUGGAAAGGCCCUUUCUGGAGGCUUAUACCCCGUAUCGGCUGUAUUGUGUGAUGAUGAAAUUAUGCUGACCAUUAAGCCUGGGGAGCACGGGUCCACUUAUGGAGGCAAUCCCUUGGCCUGCCGGGUGGCCAUUGCGUCCCUGGAGGUUUUGGAAGAGGAAGAGCUGGCUAAAAAUGCAGAUGUGAUGGGGAACAUCUUGAGGAAGGAACUGAUGAAAUUGCCUUCUGAUGUUGUAACUGCCGUAAGAGGAAAAGGAUUAUUGAAUGCCAUCGUUAUCAGAGAAACUAAAGAUUGGGAUGCUUGGAAAGUGUGUCUGCGGCUUCGUGACAAUGGACUUCUGGCCAAACCCACCCAUGGAGAUAUCAUUAGGCUGGCACCACCCCUCGUGAUCAAGGAAGAUGAAAUCCGAGAGUCGGUGGAGAUUAUCAACAAGACCAUCUUGUCUUUCUGAAGACUUUUCGAUUGCCACUGUGUCUGGUAGCUGGCUCAAGGCAGGCGGUGCAUUUUUGUGCUGAAAGCCUCUGCUCUCAGGGUGAGCACAAUCACUCCCACAUGUUUUAAAGAACUCCUUUUUUUUAGUUCAUCUAGAAUAGAGCAAAAAUUGAAUCACCUGCAAUUUGCUGUUUACUGUAACUGAGAGAUUCUAUUCAAUUAACUGUAUUGUCUUCUUUCUAAGCUCAAUGGCUUGCUUGUAUUUGUGUGUUGACAUCUUUAAAAUAGCUGGAAGUAUUGGGCACCGAGCCUGAAAUGUAAUGUGUGUAUGCAUUUUUAUAAUUUUGCCUUUUCAGAAAGGCACAAAAAAGCCUUUUGUAUUUGAAACAUUUAACUCCAGGGGGAUUAAAUGGAAGACUUGCUUACCUUUAAAGUGAAUCAGGAAAGUCCAGUAACAUAGUCUGGGGGCAUGUUUGGCACAAACUUUUUCGUUUGAUGCUAAGAUGCAGUGGCAGGAGUUGUCUGGAGAAUGCUGGCAUGUGUGUGCCUGGGUCUGACUCGAUUUGAGCAUUGUGUUGCUGCCUGGCAUUCCCAUUUCUUUAUUUUUGUGUUUGACUCUUUAAAGCAGUGUUGAGAAUGGCCAGUAUAAUCUGCCAUUCUAAAACUGUCGCCUUUUCUGAAGCUUCAAAAUUUUGUUUACAUUAAAAUAAAGCCUUUAUUUAAGCUGUCUA